Macrosteles quadrilineatus (aster leafhopper) is the source of this 5324-nucleotide messenger RNA. Its product is annotated as leucine--tRNA ligase, cytoplasmic-like. Gene Ontology annotation, molecular function: aminoacyl-tRNA deacylase activity; ATP binding; leucine-tRNA ligase activity. The record is from RefSeq and is a predicted model, not a curated record. NCBI's taxonomy places the organism in Eukaryota, Metazoa, Arthropoda, Insecta, Hemiptera, Cicadellidae. Gene Ontology annotation, biological process: leucyl-tRNA aminoacylation. The transcript is spliced from 22 exons. Bases 130 to 3696 code for a protein of 1188 amino acids.
CAGAGUGCCUGAGUGUGUGACGAUUCUCGCCUCGUUUUAUUGGAAAUCUCUCCAAAAAUUGUCUUUACUGUUAGUGACAUUGUUAUGAAUCUCUGAGAUAUUUGAACGAACCUAUUCCAGUACACAAAAAUGACGACCAACUUAGAUAGAAAGGGAACCUUCAAGGUUGAAUAUUUACAAAAAAUUGAAAAAGAUGUUCAAGAACGCUGGCAAAGAGAAAAGAUAUACGAAGAAGAGGCUCCCUCUGAACCAAGAAAAUCGCCUGAUGAAAAGUUCUUUACGACUUUUCCAUUUCCCUACAUGAAUGGUAGACUUCAUUUAGGACACACAUUCUCUUUAUCAAAAUGUGAGUUUGCAGUUCGCUAUAAUCGGCUCAAGGGCAAGAGAGUUCUGUUCCCCUUUGGUUUCCAUUGCACUGGAAUGCCUAUAAAAGCCUGUGCUGACAAACUGAAGCGGGAAAUGGAGACAUUUGGGUUUCCACCUAACUUUCCUUCUGAUGAGCCUCAAACCCCUACAGAAACUACCAAUGAUCUGGUAAUCAAGGACAAGAGCAAAGGAAAGAAGAGCAAGGCAGUAGCGAAGGCAGGCACAGCCAAGUAUCAGUGGCAGAUCAUGCAGAGCCUUGGACUGAAGGAUGAUGAGAUUAAACAGUUUGCCAAUGCCUCUCACUGGCUGGAUCACUUCCCUCCCCUGGCUGUCAACGAUCUACUCAGCAUUGGCCUACAUGUGGAUUGGAGACGUACGUUCAUCACUACAGAUGCCAACCCUUUCUUUGACAGCUUCGUCCGAUGGCAGUUUCUGAGACUGAGGGAAAAAGCCAAGAUAAAGUAUGGCAAGCGGUAUACAGUGUUCUCACCCAGAGAUAAUCAACCUUGCAUGGACCACGACCGAGCCACUGGAGAAGGGGUUGGACCUCAGGAGUACACUCUCAUCAAAAUGAGAAUGCUCAAACCCUACCCAGAAAAACUGAGCGCCGUGGACAAUCAGCCAGUGUUUCUUGUGGCUGCCACACUAAGGCCGGAGACCAUGUACGGACAGACCAACUGCUGGGUACACCCGGACAUCCGCUAUGCAGUGUUCCAGACCACAGACAAGGAGGUGUUUGUGUGUACUGAGCGUUCAGCACGCAACAUGGCCUAUCAGGGGUUCACACCCGAUGACGGAGUGCUGGAGGUUAUGUUCUACGUCACUGGACAGGACAUCAUGGGCUGUGGUCUGAAGGCUCCGUACACCCCCCACCCCAUCAUCUACACUCUCCCCAUGUUGAGCAUCAAGGAGGACAAAGGCACGGGAGUAGUGACCAGUGUGCCUUCAGACAGUCCAGACGAUUACGCAGCCCUGAUGGACCUCAAGAAGAAGGCACCUCUCCGUCAAAAGUUUGGCAUCACUGAUGAAAUGGUCCUCCCUUACGAUCCUAUCCCAAUAAUCGACGUCCCAGAUUUUGGAACUCUGAGUGCUGUUACUGUCUACGACAAACUGAAGAUUCAAAGUCAAAACGACAAAGAAAAGCUGCAAGAAGCCAAGGAACUUGUCUACCUCAAGAGUUUCUAUGAUGGGGUGUUGACUGUUGGAAAAUACAGUGGAAAGAAAGUACAAGAUGUAAAGAAAGAUAUACAAAAAGAGCUGGUAGAUGCUAGUGAAGCAUUGAUCUACUAUGAACCAGAGAAACAGAUUAUGUCAAGGUCGGGGGACGAGUGUGUAGUAGCCCUAUGUAACCAGUGGUACCUGGACUACGGUGAACCCUCGUGGAAGGCCAAGGCGGAGAAGUGUCUGGAGAACAUGAACACUUACCAUGAAGAAGUGCGUAAGAACUUCCGAGCCUGUCUCAACUGGCUGCAUGAGUACGCCUGCUCUAGGACCUAUGGGCUUGGCACCAAGCUGCCCUGGGACGAGCAGUGGCUGAUAGAGUCCUUAUCAGACUCCACCAUCUACAAUGCCUACUACACUGUGGCUCAUCUCCUACAGGGAGGGACCUUCAAGGGAGAGAAAGGAAACCAGCUCAAAAUCAAGGCGGAGCAGUUGACUCCUGCAGUGUGGGACUAUGUGUUCCUUCCAGAGGCUCCCUUCCCAUCAGACACCACUAUCAAGCGGCCGAGUCUGGAGUUGAUGAAGCGGGAGUUCCAAUACUGGUACCCGGUGGACCUUCGUUGCUCCGGCAAGGAUCUCAUACAGAACCACCUGACAUUCUUCAUCUACAUCCACUGCGCCAUCUGGGAGAACCACGAGGAGUUCUGGCCCAGAGGAAUCAGAGCCAACGGACAUCUUCUGCUCAACUCAGCAAAGAUGUCCAAAUCGGAAGGUAACUUCCUAACACUGACAGAUGCCGUUAACAAGUUCAGUGCAGACGGGAUGCGACUGUGUCUGGCAGACUCCGGAGACUCUGUUGAAGACGCAAACUUUGUCGAGAGCACUGCAGAUGCAGGUAUCCUUAGACUGUACAACUUCAUUGAGUGGGUUAAAGAAGUGAUGCACACAGAAAACACAUACCGCACUGGACAGGCUACUUCAUUCAACGAUCUUGUAUUCCUCAGUGAGAUGAACCAGAAAAUCAAGGAAACGGAUGAGAACUACAACAAGAUGUUGUUCAAGGAGGCACUGAGGACUGGCUUCUUUGAAAUGCAGCUUGUGAGAGACAAGUACCGAGAGCUCUGUCAGGUCAGCGGUGGUAUGCAUCGUCAACUUAUCAUCAGGUUUAUUGAGUUACAAGCCUUGUUGUUGUCACCGAUCUGUCCACAUGUGGCUGAGCACGUCUACUCUCUCAUUGGAAAGACCAACAGUAUAGUGCGGGCAGAUUGGCCGGUCGCAGGUCCGGUAGAUGAAACGCUGGUUCGCUCCAGUGCCUAUCUCAUGGAAGCGGCUCACUCAUUCCGUCUGCAGUACAAGAACCAUCUGACUUCAGGCAAGAAGGGCAAGAAGCCUCCUCCGCCUGACCAGAUCGGAGACAAGCCCACCCACGCCACUGUCUGGGUGGCCAAGACUUAUCCGCCCUGGCAGUCCACCGUGCUUACCACCAUGAAGGAGAUGCACACGACCAACAACGGAAGUUUCCCUGACAACAAGGUGAUCUCAGUGGCACUGUCGGCCAAGCCUGAGCUGAAGAAGUACAUGAAGCGAGUGAUGCCGUUUGUACAAGCGACGAGAGAGAAGGUCACCAACAGCGGCAUCAAGGCUCUCAACCUGACACUCGACUUUGACGAGAUACACGUCCUCACCAUCAACAAGAACUACUUGGAGUACACACUUGAUUUGGAGGAGAUAGAGAUCGCAUCUUCAACCAGUGAAGGAGCGCCAGACAAUGUGAAGGAGGAUUGUUGUCCUGGAGCGCCGUUCAUCACAUUCCGAGCGCCGCCACCGAGCGUGCCGCUCGCGCUUGUCAACCCUCAGCCUCUGAGUGGUCACCUGACACACUGGCUGGCCGUCAGACACGGCGACACUGCGGCCAAGCUAGCCACGGCACUGGCCCGCCAGGACAAGAAUAUCAAGGACGCCAGCACAGUGGAGCUAUGGAGGUGGGCAGAUCCUGACCUGGGGCCUCGUAAGAUCCCCAACUGUGCCAGUCCUCUGGAGGGGAGAGUUCAGUUGCCGAGGGACACCGUCCUGCUUGUUGACUUUGAUACCAAGUCUGUUCUGGCCCAAGAGAACGGCAAGUCAGUUAGGCUGGGAGAGUCUGUCACGUACACUAUCACCACGAGUUGAUAACACCUGUGAAAUAAUCUGACGGUUGUGGACUUGUUUUGUAAUUUGUUUAUCAAAUUGUUCCUUCGGUUUUCCUCUUGCAGUUUCACGUUUUUUAUGUUUUUCAGAUCUAUUGAGGGUCAAGUGAAAAUGAAUUUCAAAACUGUUAAGUUAUGGAUGAUUGAUUUUCAUUCCAAUAAUUUAAAUUGCAGGUUGACAAAAUUGAUAUUUGGUUAUUUGACAUAGCCUUUGAUAUCUUAACCAACUAAUCUAAGAGUUGUGUUUAAAGAUUUUUGUUAGGAUAGAGAAGUCUCACCUGAGUGGAAAGUCCACUCUGGCACAAGAAACACAACUAACCUUGGCACAAGAAACACAACUAACAUUGGCACAAGAAACACAAAUAAAUUUAAACUAUACACAGAAAUUAGAUAAUAUCACUGUCGCUGGCAGCAUUUUUAACCGAGGAAGGUUUGAGUCGUCUUCCCUAGUCGUCAGAGAAAUGUUAGUAGUAGUAAAAUAUUCAAAUUUUUGUGUGUAGGCUAAUUGUUUUUUUUUUUUUUGUGUUUUUUGUGUCAGACUUGGCUCUUUCCAUUUUGGAUAAGCCUACUAUCCUAAGGAAAUUGUAAAACCCAGUCCAUUAUGUUGUAUGUUACAUUUUUAAUGUAAGAGCUGAUUUAGACUUAUUUGAGUCUAGUUCACAUUUUUCUAAACCUUUUAUUUCAUUCUGGCUGAAGUUGUGCCUAAUGUGAAACUGCAUUUAAAAAUAAUUGAUGCCAUUGAGCAGUGUCUAACAGGGUUUAUUUGUAUGUCUCUUAGUUCUGUGUUAUUUUUAGUUUUGUCAUAUCCUAGUUACUUUGGUUGAGGGAAAAUGCUUUCAGUUUGAGGUUUACGUUUAUCUUCUUUAAACAUAUUUCUUCAUCUGAAGACGGGUUUUCCCAUUUGUCAGUAUUCCCUAUGACUAAUGUAACUGUGAUAUUUAUUAUUUUAAUACGAAUGUGUCAAACACAGAGCUGAAACUUUAGGAUAAAGUAGGCAGACUUUUAUCUGAUUAUUUUCUACUUUGUCAUAUAGAAAGUUUCUGUAAGUGAGUAUAAGUCGCAUACAAUAGUAAUCUAUUAUCGAUGUUGCCUUUUAAUGAGAGAUCAGCUUAUACAAGAAUUUUAGAGUUUUAUAACAAUGUAAUUUAUCAAAACAUAAGUUGAAUCUAAGACUAAAAUUGUAUUCCAAAGAAGUAGUUUUUAGUAACUAUAUGAUUAUUUUCUAGCGUUCAAGAUCAGUUACUACUAAUGAUAUAGUAACAAGAUUGAUCAUAGGUGACAAAAAUUAUUCAAAUUAAUGCACAAAUUAAAUCCUGUUCUUUCUAUUACAGUAAAAAAUAUAUCUACUACAUCAUAAAACCAAGCCUAUAUUUGCAUUUUAUACUUAACAGUUGUACAAUAUUUAAAAUAACAUUACUUGCAUUAAACAAACAAUUUUCACCUUAUUAGAAUGUCUUGUCCUUUUUUAAUUUAUUUAUUUAGCCUAGGAAUUGUUUUUCUUUGCAAUUUUUGUUUGUUUCUUUUCUGGUCUGAGGGUAGUUGUCUCAGUACUAUUGACAGUUGUUCAUAGCUAUUUAUUGUUACAUAAUCAAAAUAAAUACUUCAGAAGUA